CUCUUUUUUAUCCGAUGGAUUCAUUAGUGGUUUCACUUCGCAACAAUCAAGUGAUUUACGCGAUGCGUAAGUCUCCGUGCUUUCAACGAUUCCUGGUGAUGCCCAGAAAGCCAAGCCGUCGAGGACUUUGCUUUGUGCUCCUUGGGUUGGCGGCGUUUGCGCUUUGGAUACCGUGGCUUAACACUUCAACAAACAAUCUCUUUCAGCUGGAAAAAGAGCCCAAGUUACCUGUAAACAACACUCUGCAUCCCGACACACCUGUGACGAGCGUUUUGCAUCCAGACACACCUGAACAAGCUCCACUAAACCAACUCGUCUCUUUCUCCAUCAAGACAACAAGCCAACCUCUACGCGAAUAUGAGGAAACAUUCCCCCAGCAUGGCAAGAGCGAACCGGGCCAGCAUUACCGAAUCGAAAACACCGAGAUGCUAACGAAGCAUGGGGACAGAGACAAAGACUCAGUUUUGAUCAUGUGUGUGUUCAACGACGCUGAGUCAUGGGGACGGGGGCGCUCUAUGAAGGACUUCUUUAAGCUCAUCGGGUCCUUCGAUUACCCGAAAGCAAAAGUUUCGAUCGCGUUGCUCACUUCAUCGAUGACCGAGUUCGCAAAGGCGAAAGUGCUCUUCGGUUCCUACAUCGCGCAAUAUCCGAGGUUAUCCGUCAUCUUCCGCAACGACUUCUCCCCAGGAGGAUUAACUCGCGCAAAUCGUCACGAUCACUCGCUUCAGGCCAGUCGACGACGUAUGCUCGCUCGAUAUCGUAACUACGCACUGCUUUCAACGAUGGAGUCAUGGCACCAGCACGUUGUGUGGGUGGAUGCUGACAUCACCGCCAUCCCAUCAGGAUUGGUGCUUAAAAUGGUGCAGUCUGGCCGCGACAUCCUGGAGCCCAUGUGUGUGCGGAAUAUCAGAGGGAAAUGGUUCAACUACGAUUCUAACGCAUGGGUGGGCCAGCGGAAAGUGAGGUCGGCUAACGACAAGGACUUCGUACCGGGUCCACUGAACGCCCGAUCCUUUCACAACCUCCCUGACAGAUCCAAGCCUUUUGUGCCGCUAGACUCGGUAGGAGGAACGAUGUUGUACGUGCGUGCAGAUAUACACCGGCAAGGGGUGAUGUUUCCUGUUCACUACAUCAUCGGUAGUGAGUGGGGUCGGGAAGGUUAUGAUGGUAUUGAAACGGAAGGCUUAUGCUACAGCGCGCAUUUCCUGGGCUACAAGUGUUGGGGCAUGCCUCAAGAUGCCAUUGAACAUGUCUUGUAAUCGAGCUGCAUCUUGUAUUAAUAGCGAGAAACACGUUUGGGCGACACAUAUACUUUUCAACUUCUAAGUGGCAAAAUACUAGGUCACUAUGUCAAGGGAGCCAUUUUCCAGAAGACUUCACAUUCAUAAAAAAGUUUUUUUUUUGUGGAUGAUCUGGCAAAGUGAAGAAUAGAGUUGUAUUUGUUUUCUGUUAGUUUAUCAAAACUUUUUUUUUUUAACUCUAAGCAAC
Messenger RNA from Phytophthora nicotianae INRA-310, 1488 nucleotides. RefSeq lists its product as hypothetical. Lineage: Eukaryota; Oomycota; Peronosporomycetes; Peronosporales; Peronosporaceae. The coding region runs from base 15 to 1259 and encodes 414 amino acids. The record is from RefSeq and is a predicted model, not a curated record. The transcript has a single exon.